AUGCCGGUACCUAUGGUAUACAGCGAAAGCGAGGAGACGCCGCUGCUAGCAAACACGCGAUGGAACUCCAAGGAUAUCCAUCAACAGUUCUGUCGCCUAGCUGGAAUUCCACCGUCUAAUGUCCCAAAAGAUGAGCUCAGAGAGCCUACCGCCAGAAGAUCACUUUACGGGCGCGCCGUGCACAAGCGGAAUGUUCAGAACAGGACGUACAUGUUCGCCGCCACGUUGACAAACACACUUCUCCUUUCGCAAGUUGUGUUAGGCGCAGCUCUCACGGGCUUAGGAGCGUCAGAAUCCUCGCACAUUCUGAUUACGGUCUUUGGCGCUCUGAACACCAUCAUUGCCGGGCUCGUCGCGUACCUCAAGUCAAGAGGCCAGCCGAUGCGAGCACGCAUGUUCCGAGAUGACCUUGAUCGUGUCGUCGAUGAGAUGGAGAAUUCCGAGGUGAUGUGGCUAGGCAUCCAAAGCGGGGCUCAUGGAUAUGAUGAAAUAGCUAUUGAUGAUUCAGUCAGCGUCAGGAGUGAGGUAGCCCGCUUGACGCGCUUGUAUGACAAGGUUGUAAGGAAUAAUACGAUGAACGACCCGGAUAUGUACAUCAACGCAACCACCGAUGCAGCGAAUGCCGCUCUUCGAGCUCGACCGGGUCCUUCUUUGUCGACUUCUCUUGGAUCUACCACCCCUGGCGCUGGUGCGGUCGACACGACGGCUCCUAUCGGACUUGUUGUACCGCCAACGGGAACACCUGAUGAUCCUGAUGCUGCUCCGGCUUCUGCACCGCCGAAAUCGAGAACACCACCACCGCUGAAAGAUCUACCGAAGCCGGACGACUCCUCGGCUGAUGAUGAGCCAGGGCCUGUGGAAGGCGCUGAGUCAGUCCUGCUUAAUGGUAACGCGGCGCAGAAACAAUCUGACAACUGA
Molecule: messenger RNA, 918 nt
Organism: Didymosphaeria variabile
Lineage: Eukaryota; Fungi; Ascomycota; Dothideomycetes; Pleosporales; Didymosphaeriaceae
Exons: 2
Coding region: 1-918 (305 amino acids)
Source: RefSeq, a predicted model, not a curated record